ACUGUGGUAACCAUGGUGACUGCUGUACGGCUGCGCGUGAACAUGUCCUGACGCGGCUUCCGUAGCCCGUGUGCGGAAACCCCGCGCCAUCAGAUGAGCGACGAUGAAGUGAAAGACACACAAGAUGGCGACGAUCGGCGGAUAGAUGAGCGAUCACGUAAACAUUUAAACGAUCCGACCCGUUUAAUGCUUAUUCCGAGUUAUAACUGAGACCCAGCACAGAUAAACGAGACAGUAGACUGUUCACGCGAGAGUCUGAGGAUCAUGAGGUUGAAAGUCUGAGGUUUGACUCAUUCUACAGGUAAAUUGAUUUCCGAGCUUAAGAUGAACGAUAGGAGAGAUUAAACCAAGUGGUUCGACGUAAAUAAACCGUGAUAAAAUCCGUUUAGUGAGACUCCGAUACAGUCUUCGGGUAAUUUCCAGAGGUUCGCGUGGGUUAGUGAGGUAAACUAGUAGGUUUAGUGAGGUAGGAUGACUAGUACCCGGCUGUGUGGAUGCGAGGGCAGACAGUACUAGUUCCCUGUGGUAAACCUGAGGUGAAUAUGCGUCAGGGCUGCUAGUGUUGUUUAGGCGAGUUAGGUUUGGGUUAGUGUAGUUAAGAUGAGUGACACCCGGCGGCGCGUGAAGCUGUACACGCUGAAUGAGGACAGACAGUGGGAGGACAGAGGCACUGGACAUGUGUCCUGCUCUUAUGAGGACACCGAGAAGGAGACAUCACUCACUGUCACCGCUGAAUCUGACGGGUCACUGCUGCUGGAGUCCAAGAUCAACACCAGCACUGCAUAUCAGAAACAGCAGGACACGCUUAUCGUUUGGUCCGAAGCGGAGAACUAUGACCUAGCUCUGAGUUUCCAAGAGAAAGCUGGCUGCGAUGAAAUCUGGGAGAAGAUCUGUCAGGUGCAGGGCAAAGACCCGUCGGUGGAGAUCACUCAGGACCCCAUCGAUGAAUCGGAGGAGGAGCGUUUCGAGGAGAUGCCGGAGACGGCUCAUCUGGUGGAGCUGCCGCCCUGCGAGCCCGAGCGGCUGGAGGAGAUCGCCGAGCUGGUGACGUCCGUGCUGUCCUCGCCCAUCCGGCGGGAGAAGCUGGCGCUCGCCCUGGUGAGCACGGGAUACAUCCGGAAGCUGCUGCAGCUCUUCAGGACCUGCGAGGACUCAGAGCACCGCGAGGGCCUGCACCACCUGUACGAGAUUGUGCGCGGCGUGCUCUUCCUCAACAAAGCCACGCUGUUCGAAGUCAUGUUCUCCGACGACUGCAUCAUGGACGUGGUGGGCUGUCUGGAGUACGACCCGGCGCUCGUCCAGCCCAAGAGACACCGCGAGUUCCUCACCAAGACGGCCAAGUUCAAAGAGGUGAUUCCCAUCACGGACUCGGAGCUGCGGCAGAAGAUCCACCAGACGUACCGCGUGCAGUACAUCCAGGACAUCAUCCUGCCCACGCCGUCCGUCUUCGAGGAGAACUUCCUGUCCACGCUGUCCUCCUUCAUCUUCUUCAAUAAAGUGGAGAUCGUCAGCAUGCUGCAGGAGGAUGAGAAGUUCCUCACGGAGGUGUUUGCUCAGCUGACGGAUGAAGCCACAGAGGACGACAAGAGGAGAGAGCUGGUCAACUUCUUCAAGGAGUUUUGUGCUUUCUCACAAACACUGCAGCCGCAGAACAGAGACGCUUUCUUCAAAACGCUGGCAAAUCUGGGGAUUUUACCUGCCUUGGAAAUAGUGAUGGGCAUGGAUGACGUCCAGGUGAAGGCUGCCGCCACGGACAUCUUCUCUUACCUGGUGGAGUUCAGUCCGUCCAUGGUGCGAGAGUUCGUCAUGCAGGAGCCGCAGCAGGCCGAUGACGACGUGCUGCUGAUUAACGUGGUGAUCAAGCAGAUGAUCUGUGACUCGGACCCUGAGCUGGGCGGUGCGGUGCAGCUGAUGGGGCUGCUGCGGACCCUCAUCGACCCCGAGAACAUGCUCGCUCCGGCCAGUUUUAAUGCCAAGAACAUACAUGACUGGAAACGAGUGCAUAUAGGCUCUCAGGACAGUUCUUACAUCACAUCAUAUCAGGAAUAUGAGAAAACAAACACUUCAACACUCAGCAUUAUGUUUUAUAAAGCGGAGAAGAGCGAGUUCCUGAGUUUCUUCUACAAGUACUGUAUGCAUGUGCUGACCGCUCCGCUGCUGGCCAACACCGCUGAGGAGGACCAAGAUCUGAGCGAGGGAUCGGCUAGAGUCAACCCCGUGUGUCCAGAUAACUUCCAGACGGCGCAGCUGCUGGCUCUGAUCCUGGAGCUGCUGACGUUCUGCGUGGAGCACCACACGUACCACAUCAAGAACUACAUCAUGACUAAAGACCUGCUGAGGAGAGUGCUGACGCUCAUGAACUCCAAACACACCUUCCUGGCGCUGUGUGCCCUGCGCUUCAUGAGGAGGAUCAUUGGACUGAAGGACGAGUAUUACAACCGCUACAUCGUGAAAGGAAACCUGUUUGAGCCGGUCAUCAACGCCCUGCUGGACAACGGCACCAGAUACAACCUGCUGAACUCGGCCAUCAUCGAGCUCUUCGAGUUCAUCAAAGUGGAGGACAUCCGGUCUCUCAUCGCACACAUCGUGGAUAACUUCUACAAGGCGCUGGAGUCCAUCGAGUACGUGCAGACAUUCAAGGGUCUGAAGGGCCGCUACGAGCAGGAGAAAGAGCGGCAGAGCCGAGGACUCAGCAGGUACCGCAGAGACGCACGCUCGUUUGAGGAGGACGAAGACAUGUGGCUGAAUGAUGACGAGGAAGAGGAGGAUGUCUCUGACACUGGCUUCGAGAAGAGCAAGAGCGACUACGGGAAGUUCAUGGAGAGCGAGAAAGCUAAAGAAAGUCAAGACAAAGAGAACCAGCCCAAGCGCACAACGACAGGCAGCUUUAAGUUCACCUUCUCUCAUUCAGCAGCGGCGGCCAACGCAAGCAACGGUUCCAAACCUCCACCCUCAUCUUCCUCCAGCAGCUCCAAACCUGCAGCGCCUCCUUCUGGCCAGACGGCACGGACUGGACUGGUGGGUCUGGUGGAUUAUCCAGAUGAUGAAGAUGAGGAGGAGGACGAUGACGAGGAGCAGUCGCCACGCAAGCGGCCUCGUCUGGGCUCAUAAAGCCGUCUGCAGUCACGUGUCCGCUGUGCCCGGCCUCUAUCUCCACCCCACCUGAUCCAGAGGAGCGCAGGGAGCCAAUCACAGCAGCAGCAGUCGUGCUGAUGGGAGAGGCUAGCAGGACUAGCCGCGCUGAUGAACGCUGGAUUGGCUCAAACUCUGGGACUGAAGAGCUGCUGUAACGUGGCUCAAGUUCAGCAGGCUACUUCCUUUUUUAAUUAAUUCUUCUGGACGUUUGUGUUUUUUAAUGAUUGACAGGAGAUCUCGCCGGUGCCGUGUUUAGUGCGCAGGUGAGGCCGUUAUUAACCUUUAUAAUCGGAUGUCUGUGAUUCAGGCUAGGAUUUGCAAUGUUGGUUUUUAAAACAUUAAAUUGCAGUACGAGGAGUGUUUGGUGUGUGAGACUGAUCUCAGAUCAGCUCUGUCCAGAGAAUACGGCGCUGUUCCUCAAUGACUUUCACAACCUUAGACUCAAUAUUAUUAGCUGUUUUUGUUUUUCCCCUAAUUUUUGUACAAUUUCCUACUAGCACCAUCUCCGUUAAAGAGCAUUUGUAUAAAUUUGAUAUUUUUUACAAUUUUCAGAUUAAAUUUGGUCCUGCAAUUAAA
Ctenopharyngodon idella (grass carp) is the source of this 3711-nucleotide messenger RNA. RefSeq names its product protein phosphatase 4, regulatory subunit 3B (gene ppp4r3b). Gene Ontology annotation, biological process: protein dephosphorylation; DNA damage response. The record is from RefSeq and is a predicted model, not a curated record. Gene Ontology annotation, cellular component: protein phosphatase 4 complex; nucleoplasm. Gene Ontology annotation, molecular function: protein phosphatase activator activity. The transcript has 17 exons. Bases 601 to 3111 code for a protein of 836 amino acids. Lineage: Eukaryota; Metazoa; Chordata; Actinopteri; Cypriniformes; Xenocyprididae.